Oryzias melastigma (Indian medaka) is the source of this 1219-nucleotide messenger RNA. It is a transcript of the gene mid1ip1l, whose product is annotated as MID1 interacting protein 1, like. Gene Ontology annotation, biological process: regulation of lipid biosynthetic process. Gene Ontology annotation, cellular component: cytosol. The transcript is spliced from 2 exons. The record is from RefSeq and is a predicted model, not a curated record. NCBI's taxonomy places the organism in Eukaryota, Metazoa, Chordata, Actinopteri, Beloniformes, Adrianichthyidae. The coding region runs from base 319 to 807 and encodes 162 amino acids.
CUUAAUCGUUUUUGCCUCGAGGCCACUAACGGUUUGACAAAGAGGAAGUUGCCGGGAUGCAGGCAAGCCCUAAGCAAAUAUGUUGAUUGAUGUCUGAAAGCUUUAAUAUGAUUGGCCGCUGGGAAUCAGAUGCUCGCGUGACCCCGCCCCCUGGUUUCCCUGCCGGCGUCUCUGGUAUAAAAGCAGCUUUGAGCUCGUAGCUCGUUGAGGAAAUCUUUGCUUUCCUUCACGGCGGGUGGCGUCCGGUUCGUGGAGCUCCUCCGAAUAAACUAGUCCCCGAUUGUUGAUCGAUUUCCAGAUCCGCCGUAAGCCUCCACCAUGAUGCAGAUCAACAGCGACUCCUCCACCAACAAGCAUUCGCUCAUCAACGUCAUGCACCGCUUCAUCGCGGCCGCCAACAACAUGGACGAGACCAUCAUGGUGCCCAGCCUGCUGCGGGACCUGCCGCUGGACGAGCAGGCCUGCAGCCAGGGGGAGGCCAACAACAACGAGCCGCCCUGCUCCAACAAGCAGAGGGACAUGUACGAGCACUACCUGCUGCUCAAGUCCAUCAAGAACGACAUGGAGUGGGGCCUCCUCCGCAGGGAGAUGAGCAGCGGCGCCAGCUUCCUGGAGAUGGCCGUGAAGCAGGAGGAGCAGCAGCCGGUGACCGGGGCGCUGCCCCUGGACGACAACGCGGACCUGGAGCGGCAGUUCCACUAUCACCUCCGAGGACUGUUCGGAGUUCUGUCCAAGCUGACGCUGCAGGCGGACGACCUCACCAACAGAUACAAGCGGGAGAUCGGAGGAGGGAACUUCAUGCGAUAAGCUCCUGCUGGACUCGAACUUUAACGGGAUAACUUGUGCAAUCUCAGAACGUGAACUAACGGGGCUCCAGUCUUCUCACUCCUGAGUAAAGCCAUUUUUAACCGCCUCCACCCCCAUCAGGAACCCAUGAAGCCUGACUCUUGGUGGAGGUUCACCCAGAUGAUGCUCAGCAUGUUGGAGAUGCUGUCCUGCUCUUGAAACUGUAAAUAUCUGUAGUGCUGAGCUGAGGGCCCUCACCUGUGUAGCUCCAACCUUCCCACCUGGUGCUGUGCCUUGACUUUGUCUUCACUUGUACCCUGUUCAGUUCACUGUGACUAAUGGCUAAUUUUUGUCUGUAAUUAAAUAUUCUAGAAAUGGGUUUUUAUAUUGAUGCAGUUCAACUAAAAUAAAAAAAGAAAACUUGGAAUUUGAA